Messenger RNA from Naegleria gruberi, 630 nucleotides. RefSeq lists its product as uncharacterized. NCBI's taxonomy places the organism in Eukaryota, Heterolobosea, Eutetramitea, Acrasida, Naegleriidae. The record is from RefSeq and is a predicted model, not a curated record. Gene Ontology annotation, molecular function: phenylalanine-tRNA ligase activity. The transcript is spliced from 2 exons. Bases 1 to 630 code for a protein of 209 amino acids. Gene Ontology annotation, cellular component: phenylalanine-tRNA ligase complex. Gene Ontology annotation, biological process: phenylalanyl-tRNA aminoacylation.
AUGCCUGUUGUUAACGUAAAGAAAGUAAAGUUGUUGGCUCGUCUUGGACUUGCACACUAUUCCGAUGCCGAUUUUGAGCAACUUUGUUUUGAUUUUGGUAUUGAAUUGGAUGAUGUUACCUCUGAAAGAUUGAUGAAGGAAAAGGAAUUGGGUUCUGCAAAGGAUACAAGCAAACUCUCCGAUGAAGUCAUCUACAAGAUUGAAAUCCCAGCCAACAGAUACGAUUUACUCUGUGAAGAAGGCUUGAGCAGAGCUUUGAACAUUUUCCUCGGUCGUCAAGAUGCUCCAACCUAUAAAAUUGAUAAUUCCAAAACCAAACAAUUGUUAAAGAUUAACGUGAAAAAGGAAACUGGAUCAAUCCGUAAAUUUGUUGUUGGUGCUGUCUUGAGAAAUAUCACCUUCACCGAAGAUGCCUACAAUAGUUUCAUUGAUUUACAAGAAAAGCUUCAUCAAAAUAUUUGUAGAAAGAGAACCCUCGUUGCUAUUGGUACUCACGAUUUGGAUGUUAUUGAAGGUCCUUUCACAUAUGAAGCUCUUCCACCAAAAGAAAUCAAAUUCAUUCCUUUGGAUAGAACUGAAUUAAUGGAUGCUGACGAACUUUUCGCUUUUAUUGAAAAAAAGNGGAAGUGA